This is a messenger RNA of Tripterygium wilfordii, 1665 nucleotides long. Its product is annotated as zinc finger BED domain-containing protein DAYSLEEPER-like. Lineage: Eukaryota; Viridiplantae; Streptophyta; Magnoliopsida; Celastrales; Celastraceae. Gene Ontology annotation, molecular function: protein dimerization activity. The transcript has 4 exons. The coding region runs from base 1029 to 1430 and encodes 133 amino acids. The record is from RefSeq and is a predicted model, not a curated record.
CAAAGUCGUCUUGUGAGAUAAUUGUCAUUAUACAUAUAUUUAUUAUUGAUGACUUAAUACUAUUUUAACUAUUAUUAUUAUUUUUUUUGUAGAUUUAUAUAUGUUCCUUGUCCACAUACUGCUGAGGUGCUUGCAAAUGCUUUCGUUGAUUGCUUGUUGGAUUGGAAUUUGGACUGUAAGUUGUCUACUUUAACUGUUGACAAUUGCACUACUAAUGAUGCUAUGAUUGAAGUCAUCCUAGACAAGAUUCCUCCUAGUUCACUUAUCUCAGAAGGAAAAUUAUUUCACAUGCGGCGUUGUGCACAUAUUUUGAACUUGGUUGUGAGGGAUGAGUUGGAUUUGAUCAAUGAUAGCAUUGAAAAAAUUUGAUAUAGUGUGUCAUUUUGGAUGGCAACCCCAAAAAGAGAUGAAAAGUUUGUUGAGGCCGCACGUCAAUUGAAAGUUCCAGGCACUAAAAAAUUGAAACUUGAUUGUAAAACUCGGUGGAACUCUACCUACUUAAUGCUUAACACUGCAUUGAUUUAUAAAGAUGUGUUUCCUCUUUUGAAACAACGCGAGACUUUGUAUAAAAGAGUCCCCACCGAAGAAGAGUGGCCCAAAGUUAGGGAUAUUUGUUCGAAAUUAGAGAUGUUUUUUGAUGCUGUGGAGUUGUUUUCCAGAACUUUAUAUCCAACUAUCAAUACUUUCUUCUCACAUAUUUGCCAAAUCAAGUUGGCAAUUGAUGACUGGAUUAGAGUUGAUGACAUUGAUGUCAAAAUUAUGGCAUCAAAAAUGAAGGUGAAGUUUGACAAUUAUUGGGAUAUCAUGAACUAUUUGUUGGCAAUUGGAAGCAUUAUCCUCUUGUUUAUGGUGGCACAUCUUCUUCGAAGAUUGGAAAAAUAAGGCAAAUGUUGUAUGACUUGGUUAAAGAGUACUGAAAGAGAGAUAAACUAUCCAAGGGAGUUAAUCAAGGUCAAGAUUUGCAUACUUCUUCUUCAAGUUCAAGGCCUCCACUUCCCAAGCGUGGUGCUUAUGCUACAAGAUUUGAAAUGUUCAUGGAUUCUACUCCUACCAAUGAACAUGUGAAGUUGGAGUUGGAUCACUAUUUAGAAGAGUCUCUCUUGCCAAGAAAUACACAUGACUUUGAUAUUUUAUGUUGGUGGAAGACGAAUGGCAUCAAGUAUCCUACUUUGCAUGAUAUUGCUAAGGAUGUGUUGUCCAUUCCUAUGACGACCGUUGCUUCAGAAUCAACGUUCAAUGCAAGUGGGAGGAUUUUAAGUCCUCACCGUAGUAGGCUUCAUCACAAAACUGUGGAGGCUUUGAUGUGUGCCCGAGAUUGGUUAUGGAGUCAAGAGUCUACAACUUCAAAGCCUCAAAAUUUUGAUAAAGAUUUUGACACGGAGGAUCCUUGCGAUACCACAAACAUAAAUUUGGAUUGUGGAGAAUGCUAAUUGAAGUAUGUAGUUUGCACUUAGCAGGAUCUUGCCAAUGCAGGAACCACCAAAAGACCAACAUGCUAUGGCCUGUGUGCUGGUGCUAACCAAGCCUACAAAGGGACAACUUGGGCAGGAGGAGGCGAGGAGCGGUGAUGGACCAUUGAUGGUUUAUUAUUUAAUAAGUAAUUAUAGAUAUCAGUAGACAAUAACGGUGGUGAUGGAGGUAUCUUGGACCUCUUGGUGUGUGAAU